CACUCUCAGCAACCAAAACUUCACCAACAUGGGCCAGAGCAUGUGAGCUUUAACAAGUCCAAACAAAAAGAGCUGAGAUUUGACAUUUUCCAGACGAAAGACUCAAACAGUAAUGAUGACCUGGAUCAGCCUGAGCCUGAGGUCUCUGAACAAGGCCCCAGCAUGCUCGAGAUUGCUGUUCAGAACGCUAAGGCUUACCUCCUGAAGACCAGCAGCAAGUCCGGCUUAAACCUAUAUGAUCAUCUUUCUAACAUUCUGACCAAGAUCUUAGAUGAGCGUCCUGAAAAUGCUGUUGACAUCCUUGAAAAGAUCAGUCAAGAUCUGAAGAAGGCACAUUUCAGUAAAAAAUUAGAUACACUCCAGAAUGAGAAUGAAAUACUUCCAAUAUAUGAAAUAGCAGAAAAGCAAAAGGCUCUUUUUCUCCAGGGAAAUUUGGAAGGUGCUGACCAUGAUCUAGAAGAUGAAAUAGCAGAAAAUGCUCUUCCAAAUGUAAUGGAAGCUGCUUUCUAUUUUGAGCAAGCUGGAGUUUGUUUAGGCGCAGAUGAGACGUACCGCAUAUUUCUCGCCCUCAAGCAGCUCACUGACACCCACCCAAUCCACCGAUGUCGUUUCUGGGGCAAGAUCUUGGGUCUGGAAAUGAAUUACCUUGUAGCUGAGGUGGAAUUUCGUGAGGGGGAAGAUGAAGAGGAGGUAGAAGAGGAAGACGUCGCUGAAGAGAGAGACGAUGGAGAAAGUGAAGCUGGGGAGGAGGAGGAGCAUGAGUUCCCAAAGUCCUUCCAUAAGAUCCCUCAGGCUAUCCCAAGAGAAGAGAACAGAACAGGUGCCAACAAAUACGUAUAUUUUGUUUGCAGUGAACCAGGAAGACCAUGGGUUAAGCUACCAUCCGUUACACCUAUACAAAUUGUUGUCGCAAGAAAAAUUAAAAAAUUUUUCACUGGGCGAUUGGAUGCUCCUGUGAUAAGUUAUCCACCUUUCCCAGGAAAUGAGAGCAAUUACUUAAGAGCACAAAUAGCUCGGAUUUCAGCCGGAACUCACGUCAGUCCUCUAGGAUUCUAUCAGUUUGGGGAGGAGGAAGCAGAGGAAGAGGAAGAGAUAGAAGGUGGGCGAGAGAGCUUUGAGGAGAACCCUGAUUUUGAAGGCAUCCCGGUGAUUGAUCUAGUGGAAUCCCUAUCCAAUUGGGUUCAUCAUGUGCAACAUAUUCUUCCUCAGGGUCGCUGCAACUGGUUCAACCCCAUACAAAAGAGUGAAGAAGAAGAGGAGGAGGAAGAUGAAGAAAAAGAAGAAGAAGAAAAGGGAGAAGAGCCUGAUUCCAUAGAACAGGAAGUGGGGCCUCCUCUUCUGACACCAAUCUCUGAAGAUAUAGAGAUUCAGAAUAUACCCCCAUGGACAACACGGCUGUCCUCAAAUCUCAUUCCUCAAUAUGCUAUUGCAGUCCUUCGAUCUAACCUUUGGCCUGGAGCAUAUGCCUUUUCCAAUGGCAAAAAGUUUGAAAAUUUCUACAUAGGAUGGGGUCAUAAAUAUAGUCCAGACAACUACAGCCCGCCAGCACCACCACCAGUUUGUCAAGAGUAUCCCAGUGGACCAGAAAUUACAGAGAUGGAUGACCCAAGUGUGGACGAAGAGCAGGUCUUCAGGGCUUCACAAGAAGCAGCUAUACUUGCAGCUGAGAAAAGUGAAGAAACUGAAGAGGAUGAGGAUGAUGAUGACUAA
Elephantulus edwardii (Cape elephant shrew) is the source of this 1710-nucleotide messenger RNA. RefSeq names its product radial spoke head 4 homolog A (Chlamydomonas) (gene RSPH4A). The record is from RefSeq and is a predicted model, not a curated record. The transcript is spliced from 6 exons. Gene Ontology annotation, cellular component: axoneme; radial spoke. Gene Ontology annotation, biological process: axoneme assembly; cilium assembly; cilium movement involved in cell motility. The coding region runs from base 163 to 1710 and encodes 515 amino acids. Lineage: Eukaryota; Metazoa; Chordata; Mammalia; Macroscelidea; Macroscelididae.